Messenger RNA from Echinococcus granulosus, 963 nucleotides. Its product is annotated as Casein kinase I isoform alpha. The transcript has a single exon. The record is from RefSeq and is a predicted model, not a curated record. Gene Ontology annotation, molecular function: protein serine/threonine kinase activity; ATP binding. Gene Ontology annotation, cellular component: cytoplasm; nucleus. The coding region runs from base 1 to 963 and encodes 320 amino acids. Gene Ontology annotation, biological process: signal transduction; peptidyl-serine phosphorylation. NCBI's taxonomy places the organism in Eukaryota, Metazoa, Platyhelminthes, Cestoda, Cyclophyllidea, Taeniidae.
AUGAUAACUCGUCUGGGUCAUUCGAAUUCCACCAGUAACGACGGAAAUUCCAGUAGUCAUAACGAAUUUGUGGUGAAUCAGGAAUGGAAAUUGAUUAAGCGCAUUGGCUCCGGAUCAUUUGGAGAAAUUUUCCUUGCAGUAAACAAGAAGACCAAGGUGGAAGCAGCUGCUAAAUUAGAACUAAUUCGGUCCGGCUUUCCAAUACAACUCAAAACGGAGUAUGAUCUUCUCAAACUACUAAACAACGCUUCUGGGAUUACAAAGCUCUUUUGGUUUGGACGUGAUGGAGUUCAAAAUCUUUACACAGUUCUAGUAAUGGAAUUGCUGGGACCGAGUCUAGAGGAUCUGCACGUCUACUGUGAUUUAAAAUUCUCCCUCAAAACUGUCGCCAUGUUGGCUGAUCAGAUGAUUAAGAGGAUUGAAACUGUGCAUAAGUGUGGUCUAGUGCAUCGUGAUUUGAAACCAGACAACUUUGCAAUGGGGACAGGACAAAACAUAAAUACUGUGUAUAUCAUCGACUUUGGUCUAUCAAAGUUUUACAUCGAUCCAAAUACCCAGGAACACUAUCCUUUUCGCGAUUUUCGUAGUCUAACUGGCACAGCUCGAUAUUGCAGCAUUAACGCUCAUGCCGGAUGUGAACAGUCGCGUAGAGAUGAUUUGGAAUCCUUGGGAUACGUUUUGGUCUACUUAACUAAGGGACAUCUGCCCUGGCAGGGAUUGCAAGCCGAGAGUAAACGCGAAAAAUUCCGCAAGAUCUACAAGACGAAACAGAGUGUCAAAGCCGAGGUACUGUGCGAGGGACUGCCGGAGGAAUUUCUUAAAUACAUAAACUAUUGCAGAAGUCUAGCCUACGAGGAGGAGCCCAAGUACAGGUAUUUGCGGAGCCUUUUUUGGAAAGUUAUGGACAAAAAUGGAUACAAGUAUGACGCGCAGUAUGAUUGGAUAGCACCUGCUUCAACGUAG